AUGCCGCGCAUCAUCAGAAUUGUCCUGGCCUCUCUAGCUUUUGCCAUGAGCACGCUCGGCCGAGUACCGCCAACACCAGCAGCAGCAUCAGCAUCAGCAUCAGAUUGCACGACGACCAUGACAAUAACAGCUUCGCCUCUCCCAACGCCGCCAUUCUGGCCUCAGUGCUCUUUUGACGGAACCGAGCGGAUCUACAGCUCCACAGUCACAAUGAACCAUGCCAUUGACUGUCAUGGAUGCAGAUACGUGCAGCUCAUCGAACAGUUUGCGCUCAAUCUACGAAGGGCUAGAAUGCCUAGCGCAGAGGAGGAAGAAGAAGGAGGAGGAGGAGGCACAGUAUACGAAGAACACGAACGACUGCUAUUUAGCCAUGAUAAAUGA
Molecule: messenger RNA, 381 nt
Organism: Pochonia chlamydosporia 170
Lineage: Eukaryota; Fungi; Ascomycota; Sordariomycetes; Hypocreales; Clavicipitaceae
Exons: 2
Coding region: 1-381 (126 amino acids)
Source: RefSeq, a predicted model, not a curated record